Messenger RNA from Octopus bimaculoides (California two-spot octopus), 3317 nucleotides. RefSeq names its product arrestin domain-containing protein 3. Gene Ontology annotation, cellular component: cytoplasm. NCBI's taxonomy places the organism in Eukaryota, Metazoa, Mollusca, Cephalopoda, Octopoda, Octopodidae. Gene Ontology annotation, biological process: protein transport. The record is from RefSeq and is a predicted model, not a curated record.
UCACUCUUAAGCAGGCGUAUUGAGAGAUGGGGAGAUAACGAAGCUGUCGAUCUCACCUACGUAAUUAGCUGCUCACCUGAGUGGACACAGUUGUUUUGACAAGAGAUAAUAUUUGAUAUUCGUAUUAAUAUAGGAGGGAGUUUACUUACUUAGCAACAACAAUGGAUGGAUACUCGUUCGUUGAAACGUUAAGCAUGCAACAACGCGAAGAUACAUUCACACUCAUACUUCAACAACACAAGUGGACACUCACACUUUAGUAACAUUGCUAGAUAUAACAAUACUAAGAGGGUGCGGGAGAGCGAGAAUGCGUCUUUAUUUUCAACGUUUACAGAAUAAUCCGUAUAAACGAACUCGAUUAAUUACACGUGGACAAAUACAUUUGUUUAAUUUUGAGACAUAAUUAUACUUUCUUUUGGACAUUACCUGUACACACACCCACACUCACAGACGCACGCACAAACACGCAUUCGCUCGGGCUCAAACACGCGCACUUACCCACACAGACGCCAAAACACCGGUCUACACAGUUUGACUUAUAUGCUGACACAUACACCCGAGACAGUGAAAAUAUCUCUAUAAACACAAUAUACAUUAAUGAGAGAAAACAGUUAAUAUCACACAGACAUACAUGUAUACACUCCAACAGCAGCAGCAUUCUCGAAGCCCACAACAUUCAUAGACAAUCAUCAACAGCCAUAUGAGUUGUAAUGAAACAACCGGACUAGCAGCAUUCAUGCUGUAACAGACUUCGACUCGACUCAACAGACUGCUGUAGAAGAACUAUACAGAUACUAAAACCUUAUAAGAGAUCGUAGAAUUAACCGAGAUAUCUGCUAGUCAGUGAGACAGUGUCUUUGACGAAUUACAGCCAAAGUGCAGUGCUGCAUCCUUUACUUGUCAGCCAACCACACCAGAUAACUGGAGUUGGCCUGACAUCAAAGAUUUUAUUUUUAUUUUGGCCUCAGUAGAAUGGGAAAGAUCAACUAUUUUGACAUAAUCUUCCCUGAAGAAUGCAGUGUUUACCAUCCAGGAAAUAUAGUCAAUGGACACGUUCGAUUGGAGCUACUUGAAGAAAUUCGAGUGAAAGGUGUUUGGAUUCAAUUCUGGGGACGUGCAUAUUUCAAAGAAAAUGACAGCAGUUCAUCCGAUUCUGGUUCAAAUUUUGGGACUGAAGAUGCUACAGAAACAUAUUACUACUUCAAUAUGAAACUCUAUGAAACGGGUUCCACUAUUCCUGAUGGCUUGACUCAGACAGAUGAAGAAUGGCAAUUAGAUGCUGGAACACAUACAUUCCCAUUUGAGUUUUUACUUCCAAAUGUACCAUCUUCUUUCCGAGGGAACCGUGGCUAUGUCAGCCAUUCAGCAAAAGCGAUAAUUAAACGGCCAGGAAAAUCUGACUUCCGGCUUGAAAAAGAUUUCAAUGUGAUAAAACCACUUGACCUCAAUACUCUUCCAAAAGCAAAUGAAAGUGUGAAAAACCAAAUUAUUAAACAGCCCAACAUAUUCUGCUGUCGUUCAGGACCGGUCACAGCCUUCCUUGGGGUUGACAAACUAGGUUACUCCCCAGGUGAACUAAUAGGAUUAAAUGUUGAGAUAUCAAACCAUUCAGAAAAAGAAGUACUUGGUUCCAAUGUAAAGUUAUACAUGCAUGUUUUGUACCAUGGAAAACUAACACAAGGGACUGAAGUUCAAACCUUGUCUUGUGUGAAUCAUCCUAGUAUUCCACCUGGUGAAACAGAUGUGUGGAGUGGUGAUACGAUGCUGGUACCUCCUUUGUCACCCUCAAAUCUGGAAGGUUGUAAUGUGAUUGACAUCAAAUACUUUUUAGUGCUGCAUGUUAAACUUGAAGAACCACCAUUUGAUCUGGAGGUCCCUUUAGAUAUAAUCAUUGGUUCUGUUCCCAUCAAAAUGAAGAGGACCCUUGCUAAGACGUGACCGAUCAGAAAGCACAGGAAGUGGAGUGACCAAUAGCAAAUAUCAUGCAGUUCCUUAAUACCAAAUUGGGAAUUUUCAACUAUACAUAAUCAUUCAAUAACAUACCCACAUACAUACAGGUAUAUAUAUAUGUGUAUGUGUGUUUAUGUACAUGUAUGUGUGUGUGUGCAUGUGUGCAAUCACAUGUACAUAUGUACAUACACUCACACAUGCACACAUAUACACAUGUAUGCAUGUAUGUAUAUACAUGUGUGUGUGUGUAUAUAUAUAUAUAUAUAUAUAUAUAUACAUACCCAUAUACACACAUUUAUACAUAUGCAUAUAUACACAUAUCUACGCACAUAUAUAUAUAUAUAUAUAUAUAUAUACAUAUAGAUAUGUGUGUUUGUGUGUGUGUGUAUAUAUAUAUAUAUAUAUAUAUAUAUAUAUAUAUAUAUAUAUAUAUAUACACACACACACACACACAUAUCAAUAUAUGAUUAUUGUAUGUAUAUGUGAGGAUAUCUGUGUACUUAUCUAAUGUGUGUGUUUACACAUUUUGCUCAUUUGGUUUGAAGUCCAUUUUCUGCUAGCCUGAGUUAGACAAAUAUAUUAUUGAGGUAUUCUUUUACAGUCGGAUGCCUUUCCUGUCAUUAACCAUUUUAAAUAAGGAAUAUUUUGUUCCACAUGUCUCUGAAAGCACCAAGUCAGCAGAUGUCUUGAUGACAGAAGAAAUAAUAGCAAGUGACCUCCCAUGAGUGUGUGCGUGUGUGUGUGUGUGUGUGUAUGUUUGCAUAUAUAUAUGUGUGUGUGUGUUGUAUAUACAUGUAUACAUACAUGUAAAUAUAUAUAUGUGUAUAUAUAAAUGUAUGCAUGAAUAUAUGUGCAUGUGUGUGUGUAUAUAGACAUACAGAUAUAUAUAUAUAUAUAUAUAUAUAUAUAUAUAUAUAUAUAUAUAUAUAUAUAUAUAUAUAUGUAUAUAUAUACAUGUACAUAUAUGUAUGUAUGUAUGCACACAGUCUACCAAGACAAUGUAUAUUUAGGAAAGGAAAAAUCUGUAUAAAUAUUUGACUUGUAUAAGUACCCCUAGAAGUAUAGAUACCUCUUUUGAUGUUUUUAUCAGAUCCCGAUAAUACUGAGUAAAUUGCAAUAACACUGAAUUAAAAUAUUUAUACAAAUUUUUCCUUUUCUGAAGUGUGUAUACAUUUUUUAACAGACUCUGUGUGUGUGUGUGUGUAUACAGGUAAUAUAUAUUACACAUGUAUUUGUGUAUGUGUAUAUAUAUAUAUAUUUGGUAUGAAGUCAAUAUACACUCCCUCGCAUGCUGAACAAAUCUAUUGUGAGAAAAGCCUGUGGAGUGAAUCCUCAGCAUUAUAAAAAUAAAUGAACUCUACUCCUAA